This is a messenger RNA of Rosa rugosa (rugosa rose), 2123 nucleotides long. Its product is annotated as G2/mitotic-specific cyclin S13-7-like. The record is from RefSeq and is a predicted model, not a curated record. Gene Ontology annotation, biological process: mitotic cell cycle phase transition; regulation of cyclin-dependent protein serine/threonine kinase activity. Gene Ontology annotation, molecular function: cyclin-dependent protein serine/threonine kinase regulator activity. The transcript has 9 exons. Lineage: Eukaryota; Viridiplantae; Streptophyta; Magnoliopsida; Rosales; Rosaceae. Gene Ontology annotation, cellular component: cyclin-dependent protein kinase holoenzyme complex; nucleus; cytoplasm. Bases 389 to 1765 code for a protein of 458 amino acids.
UUUUUGUGUAAAUUAAACUUUGAACUCCAAAUUUCAAAUGAUUUUCAUUUUUCUUUAUUACCGGCCAAUUUAAUGAUCAAGCAUACAUGGUAAGAAAAGCGUAAAUUCUUGCAAGUAGGAUUACUUGCCAAUUACACCACGAUUAGCAACGAACCACAGCCGUCCCCACAAUCCAACGGUCCACAUUGCAACUCAAAAAAUUUGACCGUUGCACUAACUUCGGUUCACAGCUUCAAAUAUACACUCCCCCUCUGCUCAUUGUUGUUCCUCAUAAAAACAAAGCACACAGAAAUCAGAGAGAGAAAGAAUAGUGAAAAAAGAAACAGACUUUGAUCGAGGAAGGUCUUGAAGGCAAACCCAGAAGGCCCUGAUCGUCAAGAUUUUGGUCAUGGACACCAGAGGUGAUGGUGAAGUGAAUGGAGAAGUACCAAGAAGGAACCAGCGAGUAGCUCUUCAAGAUAGAACCAAUGUCGAGGCAGCCCAGCUGUUAGCAAAUGCACAGAAGAACAGUGUGAACCCAGUGCUAGUGCCUAGUCUUCAAGACAAGGUAGCUCUCACUAGAAAAUGUGCCCCUGAAAAGAAGGGUACCAAGAAGAAACCCAUAGAUGAAGAUGUGGUUGUUAUAAGUUCUGAUGAAGAAGAGGAGAAACCUGUCAAUAGAAGCGAGCCAUCACAAGGGUCAAGGAAGGAAGUGAAGACUCUCACUUCGAUUCUAACUGCUCAAAGCAAGGCUAUGGCUGGUGGAACCACCAACAAGCCAAAGGAACAAAUUGAGGACUUUGACUCAGCUGAUGUUAAUGUUGUUGUAAGUUCUGAUGAAGAAGAGGAGAAACCUGUCAAUAGAAGCAAGCCAUCACAACGGUCAAGGAAGGAAGUGAAGACUCUCACUUCGAUUCUAACUGCUCGAAGCAAGGCUAUGGCUGGUGGAACCACCAACAAGCCAAAGGAACAAAUUGUGGACUUUGACUCAGCUGAUGUUAAUGAUGAAUUAGCAGUUGUUGAGUAUGUUGAUGAUAUGUACAAGUUCUACAAACUUGAAGAGGAUGGGAACCGAGUCGGAGAUUACCUGGACUCACAGCCAGAAGUCAAUUCGUAUAUGAGAUCAGUCCUCAUAGACUGGCUGAUAGAAGUUCACAGGAAAUUUCAACUGAUGCCAGAAACAUUCUACCUUACCGUGGAUAUAAUUGACAGAUAUCUUUCAGUGAGGAUUGUUCCUAGGAAAAAAUUUCAGCUACUUGGCAUUAGUUCUAUUUUGAUAGCAUCAAAAUAUGAGGAAAUUUGGGCUCCAAAGGUCAAUGACUUUGUAUGCAUAACAGACGCUGCAUAUAUGGAUGAUGAGAUUCGGGACAUGGAGAAAGAAAUCUUGGGGAAGCUGGAGUGGUAUUUGACAGUUCCAACACCUUAUGUCUUUCUUGCUAGAUACAUCAAAGCUUCUGUUUCACCUGAUGAUGAGAUGAAGAAUAUGGUUUUCUUCCUAGCUGAGCUUGGAGUCAUGCAUUAUCAAACAAUCAUCUCGUACUCUCCAUCCAUGAUAGCUGCUGCAGCUGUGUAUGCUGCCCGUUGUACCCUCAACAAGACCCCUUUCUGGACUGCAACUCUGAAGCACCACACUGGCUACUCGGAAGAAGAGCUGAGGGAAUGUGCUAAGGUCUUGGUUGGCUUUCACUCGAAUGCUGCAGAAAGUAAUUUUAAAGCUGUCUACCGGAAAUACUCAAAACCUGAAUUUGGUGCUGUAGCUCAUCUCAAUCCGGCAAAAAGCUUUUAAGUCCACUUCAUGAAGAUGUCUUCAUGAAGAUGUCAUUCUGAGUAUAAAUCUACUUUUUGUAGACAAUACAUACCCACAAUAUCUGCUAGUGGUGGUUUCUCUGUAAUAUAGAUUAGUUCAAGAAUCAAGAAGGUUUUCAGUGUCUCUAUCUGGAAUUAUAGAUUGGUGUCUAGGGUGGUCUCUAAAUACUCUUUUGGAAAUUGAGGUUGGCACUGUUCAGCUGUCUAUCCUCUUUUGGAAAUUGAGGUUGGCACUGUUCAGCUGUCUAUACUCUAUCCUCAUUUCUAAGCAAUACAGAUUGUUUCAAUCUCAUCUACCUCGGUUUUUUUUACAUAUUGUUCCUUCAGUUUGGUUAUUA